Molecule: messenger RNA, 1071 nt
Organism: Gloeophyllum trabeum ATCC 11539
Lineage: Eukaryota; Fungi; Basidiomycota; Agaricomycetes; Gloeophyllales; Gloeophyllaceae
Exons: 8
Coding region: 1-1071 (356 amino acids)
Biological process (GO): apoptotic DNA fragmentation
Cellular component (GO): nucleus; mitochondrial inner membrane
Molecular function (GO): single-stranded DNA endonuclease activity; metal ion binding; nucleic acid binding
Source: RefSeq, a predicted model, not a curated record
AUGCCCAGCUCUUCCGUCGUCCACGCCGCCGUCUUCGCCGCGGGCGCCCUCGUAGGCGGCGGGCUCGCCACCGCCGUCGGCGCGUCCAGGAACCGCAGCCAGCUUGCGUCUCCGGCGACCAAGCCCGGGUCCGCGCCUGUCGUGGACGUGAAGGUCGAGCCGUCUGGCGCGACGCGUGUCUCGCCCACGGGUGCGGCGGGGACGGUGACGCCCCUCACACCUUUGCCGGCGAUAUUGAAGUAUGGGAAUCCAGGGCCAAUAGCGGACCAGUUGGUGCGGACGGCGUAUGUGGCGGGGUAUGACAGGCGGCUGCGCCAUCCAGCUUGGACAGCAGAGCACUUGACGCUCGCGAAACUCGGGAAAUCGCUCCUCGACCCUCCGUCCCCGGAGAGCGAGGGCGGCGACCGGUCAAACAGCACAUUCACAGAGGACGAGUCCCUGCCUGCGAUGUUCCGCGCCAGGCUGAAGGACUACUUCAGGAGCGGUUACGACCGCGGCCAUAUGGUACCUGCAGCGGAUGCAAAGAUGUCUCAGACGGCGAUGAACGAGACCUUCCUCCUAUCAAAUAUCGCCCCUCAAGUUGGUGAAGGGUUCAACCGGCACUACUGGGCAUACCUCGAAGACUGGUGCCGACGCCUGACCGGCGCCUUCGCCGACGUCUACGUCUUCACCGUCCCGCUCUACCUCCCAAAGCAAGACCCAGACGGGAAAUGGCGCGUGACGCACGAAGUCAUCGGCAACCCGCCGAACGUCGCGGUCCCCACGCACUUCGCCAAGGUCGUGCUCGCGUCGCGCCCCUCCUCGCCCGCAACGCCGACCAUCCCCGAGAUAUCCACCGGCGCGUUCGUCCUCCCGAACGCGGUCAUCAAGGACGAGACGCCGCUCGAGUCGUUCGUCGUGCCCAUUGAGGCCGUGGAGCGCGCGGCGGGGCUCACGCUCUUCUCGGACGAGGUCAAAAAGGGGUCCAAGCACAUCUGCCAGACCGCGCGGUGCGAGGUCGUCGUGCGGCGCUUCGACGACGCGCGGAAGCGCCCGGAGAUGCGGAGGGCGAUCUCGGCACCCGCCAAGUAG